AUGAACGACUCCGAGCAGCAGCGCGAGAAUAAAAAAAUGCGCGCGUUCGUCCGCACCUGGCGCGAGUCUCGCGACCACGCGUUCGAGCUUUUCGACGUCGUCCUCGACGUCGUUUCCCGAGUGCCGAUGUUGAAAGAGAAACGUUUGUACCCUCCUUCGUCCGAGGAGGAGGAGGAAGAAGAAGAAGAAGAGUGCGAUGACGAUGAGAAUAACGGUGAGAAUGAGAGUGUGGUGAAUAUUGAGAAAGAAAAACGGACGCAUCGACGACGCGUUGCGGGAUCCAACUCGGUGCAUAAAGAGACGGUCGCGAAACAGAUGGAACAGUUAGGAGUGAUUCUGGAAAAGUUAGACCGAGAGCGAGAUCGAAUGAAACAGUUCGUGGACGAGAUGGAAAAAGUAGUCAGUCGAGGAAAUCGAGAACAAACGCAAUCGAGAAAAACGGGAGGAGGCUUUGAUGAGAAAUCACAAGCAUCGUCGCACAUGUUUGAGUCGAUGGAAAGGAUAGAAGCGUCGUGGCGGUUUUACGGGGAAGAAACGAGCGCGUGCGAGGCGCUUUUCGGGUUGUGCAGAGAGGCGGCGGAAGAGGCGGCGGAGGAGAAGAAGAAGAAGAAGAACGAUGGUGGCGAGGCGAGUGACGGAGGAGAGAUGGUGAGGAGCGCGCGGGCUUUUUUAGAGGUGAGGAGGAAAGUAGAUUUAGAGCGGCGGUGGAUAGUUUAG
Molecule: messenger RNA, 717 nt
Organism: Bathycoccus prasinos
Lineage: Eukaryota; Viridiplantae; Chlorophyta; Mamiellophyceae; Mamiellales; Bathycoccaceae
Exons: 1
Coding region: 1-717 (238 amino acids)
Source: RefSeq, a predicted model, not a curated record